CCAGAAUCUAGCACUCUACAAAUGCUGGCUGGUCUGGUUUUCUGGGAUUACAGGGUGGGAUCCAGAGACUGCAGAGGGUCUAUUUUCUGGCCCAGGGAAGAGGGGCAGGUGACCCACUAGGAGCCGUUCCUGGCAUCCUUUGUCCCUGUCUAUUUACCAGCUAUGUGACCCCAAGCAGGUCUUGCACUCUGGUUCUCAAUUAACAUCUGUGUUAAUUGUGGUAAGAGUAACUGCCACACCUCACAGCCUGGUGAUUGGCAAACAAGACAAACAUUUUUCAGGCUGGGAGAGGCCUCAGAGAUUGGCUGUCAUUUUGCAAACGAGGGAACAGAGACUCAGAAAAGUAACUGGCUUGUUCAGGGUCACAGAGCAUCUCUCUCCCUGCAGGCACGGAGCAGGUAAUUGGGCUGAGCCUCAGGAGUGACCCUUCUCUCUCUUUCUCCAGCCCCUGCCUCAUGCCUGGCCUGUUGAGCUGGCCUGUUCUCCAGGCCCCUAGGACUGGGUGGGCUAAGAUCAGUGGUCUAGAAAUCCCUCCUCAGCUGGGCUGGACGGAAUGAGGAGGGGGUGUUGAUGGAGUGCGGGAGAUUGUCCUCACAGGCAGUGUGGUCCGUUUCUCUAGACCUCCUGCCCCCAUCUCCUUCGUGUCCCUGUUUGAGCCGUGUUCUUCUUUUUUGAUCCCCUCUGCCUGCCUUCUCUUUCCACCCCUAGAUUUCCCACCUUCUUCAGUGAUCUCUCUGCCUUCGUUUCUGCCUCCCCUGCGUUCUCUCCUUGCGCUUGUUUCUCUGUUCUGCCUUUUCUCUCCAGCCUCAGCAUUCGGGUUGUCCUCACAGUGGCACCUAGAUUCUGGGGGUGGCUGGGUUGGGUUGCCUGGAGCCUGGGGAUGUUCAGGAGAACCUUCAUUGGGAGCCCAUGGGAGCAGGAGUCAGCCCCUCCUGCUGGCAGCUCCAGCGUUUUAGAAUGAAAAUGCCUCUCCCAGGAGUUGAGUUUGGCGAAGAGACAGUGCCUGCCCAAAGUAUGCAAUACUUUUAUCUUUAGCUCAGCUCCUGAGUCCUCAUGCACCUCUUUGGACAUCUUUCUGCAAAGGAUGGUAGGAUCUCAUCUUUCUGGGGCCUGAGGCUCUCCAAAGAUGGGCUGACUGAGCUUGCCUAGCCUGUGACCUGAACCGCCCACCCUCUCCUGUCUUGAGCUCUUUCCCCAGCAGAACCUGCUUGAAUGAGGGGAGUUGGCCAACACAGAGAGAUUUCUACCCUCUGACCCCAUUGAGGUGGCCCGAGGCAGCCGGGAUGACAGCUCUCCCCAGGAACCCUGCUGCCUGCUGAGAAACAUGAUCAGCAAGUCCCGCUGGAAGCUCCUGGCCAUGUUGGCUGUGGUCCUGGCUGUCAUGUUGUGGUAUUGCAUCUCCUGGGAAGACAGGUACAUCGAGCUUUUUUAUUUUCCCAUCCCAGAGAAGAAGGAGCCGUGCCUCCAGGGUGAGGCAGAGAGGAAGGCCUCUAAGCUCUUUGGCAACUACUCCCGGGAUCAGCCCAUCUUCCUGCAGCUUAAGGAUUAUUUCUGGGUCAAGACACCAUCUGCCUACGAGCUGCCCUAUGGGACCAAGGGGAGUGAGGACCUGCUCCUCCGGGUGCUAGCCAUCACCAGCUACUCCAUCCCUGAGAGCAUCCAGAGCCUCAGGUGCCGCCGCUGCGUGGUCGUGGGGAACGGGCACCGGCUGCGGAACAGCUCGCUGGGAGAUGCCAUCAACAAGUACGAUGUGGUCAUCAGAUUGAACAAUGCCCCAGUGGCUGGCUAUGAGGGUGACGUGGGCUCCAAGACCACCAUGCGUCUCUUCUACCCUGAAUCUGCCCACUUCGACCCCAAAGCACAAAACAACCCGGACACACUCCUCGUCCUGGUAGCUUUCAAAGCAAUGGACUUCCACUGGAUUGAGACCAUCCUCAGUGAUAAGAAGCGGGUGCGAAAGGGUUUCUGGAAACAGCCUCCCCUCAUCUGGAAUGUCAACCCUGAACAGAUUCGGAUUCUCAACCCCUUCUUCAUGGAGAUUGCAGCUGACAAACUGCUGAACCUGCCAAUGCAACAGCUACGCAAGAUUAAGCAGAAGCCCACCACAGGCCUGUUGGCCAUCACGCUGGCCCUCCACCUCUGUGACUUGGUGCACAUUGCUGGCUUCGGCUACCCAGAUGCCUACAACAAGAAGCAGACCAUUCACUACUAUGAGCAGAUCACGCUCAAGUCCAUGGCGGGGUCAGGCCAUAACGUCUCCCAAGAGGCGCUGGCCAUUAAGCGGAUGCUGGAGAUGGGAGCCAUCAAGAACCUCACGUCCUUCUGACCUGGGCGAGAGCUGUAGCCUGUCGGUUGCCUACUCUGCUGUCUGGGUGACCCCCAUCUGUGGCUGUGGGGAUGCCUGGUGCCAGUAUGACCCACUUGGACUCACCCCCUCUUGGGGAGGGAGUCCCGGGCCUGGCCAGGUCUGAGAUGAGGCCAUGCCCCUGGCUGUUCUUACGGAGCCGAGAUCCAGUCAGGGUGGGGGCUCUGGGGCCACGGGAGCCCCACCAGGGCAGGGGGCUUGUUGCUGUGGAACCCCCUCUCUGCCAGCACCAAGCGAUUAUUUAAUGGGCUAUUUAAUUAAGGGGUAGGAAGGUGCCGUGGGCUGGUCCCAUGCAUCCAGGAAAGAGGCCAGUAAAGUAUUCUGCCCACUUUUUGUAAAAACCUUCAGUUGAUGGCCCCAUCAAGGCCUAGACCCAGCACCUGCCUCCCAGGAGGGCAGGGGCAUCGGGAAUGGGUGGGUGCCCUCCAGAGAGGGGCUGCUACCUCCCAGCAGGCAUGGGAAGAGCAGUGGUGUGGGGGUUCCCCCGAGAAUGGAACCUCAUCUAGAAAAGAGGUUACAAACCUACCAUUAAACUAUUUUUCCUAAAACGGAA
Messenger RNA from Sapajus apella (tufted capuchin), 2918 nucleotides. It is a transcript of the gene ST3GAL4, whose product is annotated as ST3 beta-galactoside alpha-2,3-sialyltransferase 4. Lineage: Eukaryota; Metazoa; Chordata; Mammalia; Primates; Cebidae. The record is from RefSeq and is a predicted model, not a curated record. The coding region runs from base 1325 to 2326 and encodes 333 amino acids. Gene Ontology annotation, biological process: glycolipid biosynthetic process. Gene Ontology annotation, molecular function: sialyltransferase activity. The transcript has 11 exons.